GUGACGGCCACACCCCAGGUAGGGACCGGGAAGUGGCCGCCUGGGCCCGGGAGCCUGGAAACGAAACUGAAAGAUGGACAUUAGAAGCCGGAAGGGGGGCGCGGGGGCGGGACCAGCCCGGGGCGCCGCGCCCUCCCCUGCCGCCGGGCCAGCCUGGCCAGCCUCGGGGACGGGGACGGACACCUGCAGGGGAAGCCUCCGCUGGCCGCUGCCGCCCCUGUGAGGGACAUGGACGUGUGCCGCACCCCCGCCGGCUCGCUGGACUCGCUGGUGGCCAGCUGCCUGCUGCCACCGUCAGAGUUCGAGCGCGCCGCGCGCCGCGCCCUGGGCGCACUGGGAGCCGCGCUGCGAGAGCGCAGGGGCCGCACCGGCGCGCAGUGGAGCGUCCAGAAGAUCGUCAAGGGGGGCUCCUCCGGCCGGGGCACGGCCCUGAGGGGCGGCUGCGAUGCCGAGCUCAUCAUCUUCCUGGACUGCUUCAAGAGCUACGAGGACCAGGGGCCCCUGCGGCCCAGCAUCCUCCGGGAGAUGCGGACGGUGCUGGAGGCCUGGGGGCAGGAGCCCCUGCAGGACCUGAGCCUGGAGCUGCCCACGCAGGACACCCCCGGGCACGUGCAGUUCCGACUGGCGUCCCCGGACUCAGAGCACUGGAUGGACGUCAGCCUGGUGCCGGCCUUUGAUGCCCUGGGGCAGCUCAGCGCCGGCGCCAGGCCCGAGCCCCGGGUCUACGCCCCCCUCCUGGACAGCGGCUGCCCGGGGGGCGAGCACGCCGCCUGCUUCGCCGAGCUGCGGAGAAACUUCGUGAACACUCGGCCAACCAAGCUGAAGAGCCUGCUGCUGCUGGUGAAGCACUGGUACCGCCAGGUGCGCCCCCCGGAGGUGAGCAGGGAGCAGCUGCCUCCCGCCUACGCCCUGGAGCUGCUGACCAUCUUCGCCUGGGAGCAGGGCUGCGGGCAGCCGGCCUUCAGCCUGGCCCAGGGCCUCCGCACCGUCCUGGGCCUGCUCCAACAGCACCGGCACCUGUGUGUGCUCUGGACCCUCAACUACGGCUUCGAGGACCCCGUCCUCUGCCAGCUGCUGCAGCGCCAGCUGCGGAGACCCAGGCCCGUGAUCCUGGACCCAGCGGACCCCACGUGGGACGUGGGGGGCGGGGCGAGGUGGCGCUGGGACGUGCUGGCCCGGGAGGCCGAGUCCUGCUUCGACCAGCCGUGCUUCCUGCAGGCGGCCGGCGGCCGUGUCCAGCCCUGGGACGGGCCUGGCCUCCCGCGGCCUGGGUGCCCGGGUUUGGAUCACCCCAUCCAGUCAGUCCCGGUGCCCAGGGAACCCCAGGACGACAGCAGGAGCCGUGACGCUGCCGGGCCUGGUGUGGCGAGCGCGCAGCCCCCUCACCCAGCCCCCGCUGCGCCCGCGACGGACUCAGAUCUGGGUCAGGUUUCCGCCAAGCAGCUGGACCGCUUCAUCGAGGACCACCUGAGGCCGAACCCGCAGGCCCAGAGGCUGGUGGGCCAGGCCCUGGACGGCAUCUUGCGGUACCUCCACAAGCACAGCGUCCACAAGGCCUCGAGAGCCUGCAAGGGCGGCUCCUUCGGCCGCGGCACGGACCUCAGGGACAGCAGCGACGCAGAGCUCGUCCUGUUCCUCAAUGGCUUCAAGAACUACAAGGACCAGGAGGCCCGCCGAGCCGAGGUCCUCGAGGAGAUGCGGGCGCAGCUGGAAUCCCUGGGGAGCCCCGUCCCCGGCCUGAGCCUCAAGUUUCCUGAGCGGCAGGAACCUGGGGCGCUGGAGUUCCGGCUGGUGCCAGAGGCCCCGGAAGGCGGGACAGACGUCCGCCUGCUGCCUGUCUUUGAUGCUGUGGGGCCGCUCAGCGCGGGCGCCAGGCCCGAGCCCCAGGUCUACUCCACCCUCCUGGACAGCGGCUGCCCGGGGGGCGAGCACGCCGCCUGCUUCGCCGAGCUGCGGAGAAACUUCGUGAACACUCGGCCGGCCAAGCUGAAGAGCCUGCUGCUGCUGGUGAAGCACUGGUACCGCCAGGUGGCGGCGCGGAAGGAAGGACAGCCCGGGGGGGCCCCGCUGCCCUGCGCCUACGCCCUGGAGCUCCUCACCAUCUUCGCCUGGGAGCAAGGCUGCGGGAAAGACCAGUUCCACAUGGCCCAGGGCCUCGCCACCGUGCUGGGGCUCGUGCAGCAGCACCCGCUGCUCUGCGUCUACUGGACGGCCAACUACGGCCUGGAGGACCCGGCUCUGAGGAUGCACCUGCUCAGGCAGCUCCACAAGCCCAGGCCCCUGAUCCUGGACCCUGCCGACCCCUCCUGGAACGUGGCCCAGGGAGACUGGGAGCUGCUGGCCCAGGAAGCGGCAGCCCUGAGGACUCAGGCCUGCAUGAUGAGCUCGGGGGAGACGCCCGUGUCCCCCUGGGAUGUGAUGCCCGCCCUCCUGAGCCAGACCCCGGCGGGGGCCCUGGACAAGUUCAUCAGCGACUUUCUCCAGCCCGACCGCCAGUUCCUGGCUCAGGUGAACAAGGCCGUGGACAUCAUCUGCACGUUCCUGCGGGAUAACUGCUUCCGGGGCUCUACCACCAAGGUGCUCAAGGUCGUCAAGGGCGGGUCUUCGGCCAAGGGCACGGCGCUGCGGGGCCGCUCGGACGCCGACCUGGUGGUGUUCCUCAGCUGCUUCGGGCACUUCACCGACCAGGGCAGCCGGCGCGCCGAGAUCAUCUCGGAGAUCCGCCGGCAGCUCGAGGCGUGCCAGAGGGCGCAGCAGUUCGAGGUGGCCUUCGAGAUCUCCAAGUGGGACAAUCCCCGCGUGCUGAGCUUCUCGCUGUCGUCCCGGACGCUGCUGGACCAGAGCGUGGACUUCGACGUCCUGCCAGCCUUUGACGCCCUGGGCCAGCUGGUGCCGCGCUCCAGGCCCAGCCCCCAGGUGUACCUGGACCUCAUCCGCAGCUGCCACAACGCGGGCGAGUACUCCUGCUGCUUCACCGAGCGCCAGCGCGACUUCAUCUCCGCGCAGCCCACCAAGCUCAAGAGCCUCAUCCGCCUGGUCAAGCACUGGUACCGCCAGUGCAGCCGGCUGCCCAAGGGCCGGGGCGCGCUGCCCCCGCAGCACGGGCUGGAGCUGCUGACCGUCUACGCCUGGGAGCAGGGCAGCAGGAACGGGCAGUUCAGCAUGGCCGAGGGCUUCCGCACCGUCCUGGAGCUGGUCACGCAGUACCGCCAGCUCUGCGUCUACUGGACCGUCAACUACGACAGCCAGAGCCUGGAGGGCUUCCUGGAGCAGCAGCUGCAGAAGCCCAGGCCCAUCAUCCUGGACCCAGCUGACCCAACAGGCAACCUAGGCCAGUGCGCCCGCUGGGACCUGCUGGCCAAAGAAGCCACGGCCUACAUGAGCGCCCCCUGCUGUCUGGGCAAGGACGGCAAGGCCAUCGAGCCCUGGACUGUGCGGCCUGCUGUGUGACGCUCGGAAAACCAGCGACGGUAUAGGUGGACAGAGGGCAGCAGCACUCAGCGCCAGGACGUGCGGCCGCCUGCUGGACCCUUGCACACGUGUGUGGGAGAGAGGCUGAGCCUCCUGCUCCUACCCUGCCUUCCUUCCCGGCACCCGCGCAGCUCCUGGGUGCCUCUGUGUCCGGCCCCCCCCCAGAGGGUCCCCAGAUCACUCCCUCGCUGCUCGCCAGGCUCUGGCUCCCCGGGUUGGGUGCCAGUGUGGGCUCCCAGCUCCUCAGGUGCUCCGUGCUCCAUCACGAUGCCGCCUCCUCCGCAGCCUCUCAGUGCCCAUCCACCCCAACCCCCAGCCCUCCUUCUACUAAAACCCGUGCCCGACCUCACACCAGCCUCCCCUUCUUACUUGACCCAAGUACUGUUGGUGGGAACGGCAGCCACAGCUGGCCAGUGUUGGAAGGAUUUUUGAAAAAUGGAUGAUUCACUAAGCGAGUCAGAUGCUCAUCCAUUGGUGAUGUCUGCCAUGGUCCACCCAGACAUCCAUUAGUGAUGUCUGCCAUGGUCCACCCAGACAUCCAUUAGUGAUGUCUGCCGUGGACCAUCCAGACAUCCAUUGGUGAUGUCUGCCAUGGACCAGCCAGCCAGCCAUUGGUGAUGUCUGCCAUGGACCACCCAGACAGCCAUUAAUGAUGGACACCAUGUGUCUGCCAUGGACCAACCAAAUUACCAUUAGUGAUGUUUGCCACAGACCAACUAAGUCCAUUAGUGAUGUUCAGUUGGGGGCAUGAGCAGGAGAACUGGGGUCAGGUUUGCCCGCCCCACCGGGGAUGCUUUAUCUGGUAAUAGCAACUUCUUUCAAUUUUUUAUACAGAAAACUUGAUCAAGUGUCUUUUUUUUGGGGGGUGGAGGGGUAUCUUUUGGGUUCAUACCUGCGAUGCUCAGGGGUGACUCCUGCCUGUGCACUCAGGAAUUACUCCUGGCGAUGCUCCGGGGACCCUAUGGGAUGCAAGGAUCGAACCCCUGGUCAGCCGCGUGCCAGGCAAACGCCCUCCCCGCUUAAUUCCUAGGCGUCAGGCUCACGCUCCUGCCCAGAACAUGGUGGU
Messenger RNA from Sorex araneus (European shrew), 4537 nucleotides. RefSeq names its product 2'-5'-oligoadenylate synthetase 3 (gene OAS3). Gene Ontology annotation, cellular component: nucleoplasm; membrane; cytosol. NCBI's taxonomy places the organism in Eukaryota, Metazoa, Chordata, Mammalia, Eulipotyphla, Soricidae. The transcript is spliced from 16 exons. Gene Ontology annotation, molecular function: double-stranded RNA binding; 2'-5'-oligoadenylate synthetase activity. The coding region runs from base 229 to 3450 and encodes 1073 amino acids. Gene Ontology annotation, biological process: negative regulation of viral genome replication; regulation of ribonuclease activity; defense response to virus. The record is from RefSeq and is a predicted model, not a curated record.